AUGAUUCCCAAAUCAUGCAGGACACCGCGAUGCAAUAAGUGGCAAGCCAACUAUGUCCUGGGUGACUCUGGCAGUGGUAUCGCAGAUUUGUACGAUGUGGUCGACGCUAUUGGCUCAAUGACCAUCAACGAUGUUGAUGAUCUUGAAGCCAACCUCAUCAUGGACCUUGCAAGGGCCCGACGUGAUGUAUUCGAUGCAGAGAAAACACUUGCCGAUUGCAUUGUCCGAGAACAUGAAGUCAUGACGUCUCUUUCAAAACACAAGUCCGCCAUCUCUAAGUGCAAGCUCGACAAGGCGGAUGUAGGAUUGGGUCAUAUGCGCAUCACAUUCAGGAAACAUGGUCUUUCUCACCACCCAGCGCCACACAAUUUUCAUGAUGGGAAGGCCUUGAGGGUUGGUGAUGCGCCCGUCGUCCGCCCGUCGACAAUGGGUGUUGGUGCCGUCCCACAUGGCACGCGCCUCGCAGCGUUGGAUGUCAUGGGCAAAACGGCCGAGACAGAGGGGUGCAGGCAGACCGGCCUCGUGAACCUGCGCCACGGGAAAAACCCCCAGUGGCGUUGUUGGCGAUCGCAGGUGUUGUCUGGUGAUCCUGGAGCCUUGUUCCUUUGGCUGUCAUGGUUCCUUUGGGGAGAACGUGACCGCGAGUUGCGGUUCCGUUGA
Messenger RNA from Suillus subalutaceus, 660 nucleotides. RefSeq lists its product as uncharacterized. The coding region runs from base 1 to 660 and encodes 219 amino acids. The transcript is spliced from 3 exons. The record is from RefSeq and is a predicted model, not a curated record. Lineage: Eukaryota; Fungi; Basidiomycota; Agaricomycetes; Boletales; Suillaceae.